This is a messenger RNA of Lucilia sericata (common green bottle fly), 1555 nucleotides long. RefSeq lists its product as uncharacterized. The transcript has 3 exons. Bases 31 to 1437 code for a protein of 468 amino acids. NCBI's taxonomy places the organism in Eukaryota, Metazoa, Arthropoda, Insecta, Diptera, Calliphoridae. The record is from RefSeq and is a predicted model, not a curated record.
ACAAACUUUUCACUCUUUUUAGCCUGAAACAUGUCUUCUAAUCUAGAAGUUUAUAUAGGAAAGUAUCUAAUACCGGAAAUUGUGGCACAAUUGGACAAUGAAGAAUUGAUUUCGUAUAAAGCGAAAUCAACAGGAGGCUUAGAUAGUUUUAUGUCCAGUUUGUAUGAUAUUAAAUUAAAAACUAAAACCAGAGAAGGCAUAAAAGAACGUUUAUUAUUUGCCAAAUUUAUGCGUGGCGAUGUAAGUUUUCGUGAAACUAGCAAAUCUUAUACACAAUUUUCCAAUGAAAUCUAUGCCUAUGGUAAGGUCUUACCCGCCUAUGAUAAAUUGUUAAAAGAUUUAAAUGUUAAUAGUUUAAAUGUAAAAGAUUUAGUGGCGCCUAUCUACAUAGCCAAAUUUGGUUAUAUAGAGGGUUUAAGCUCUGCCCCUAAUGUCAGAGAAGCGGCUUUGGUUAUGGAAAAUCUUAAGUCAUUAGGCUAUCAAUUGGGUCCACGUUUGGUGUUGAAAACAGAACACCUUUUAAAUAUGUCUAAACGUUUGGGACAAUUACAUGCUUUGUCCUAUGCUUUAAAAGCUGUAGAACCCAAACAAUUCGAAACUUUAAAGUCGGGUAUUAUAGAUUUUCCAUUUAUUAAUGAAAAUGAUCCGAAUGAUAUUAAAAAUAAUAGUUAUCGUAUUUUACACCGACAUGCCUUUGAUCGUUUAUACGAUUUCGUUGAACGUAAACUUAAUACAGAAACUUUUAAUAAGAAAUGUUCCAAAGAUUUGAAACUAAUCGAAUGUUUGGAAAAAUUAAAAGCUAAAUAUUUUGAUUUACCUACCCGUUUGCCCGAGAAGUUAAGAACGAAAGUAAAUAAUACUGAAGAAGAUCGGUAUUUUGCCACCAUUUUGCAUGGAGACUACAAUCGUAAUAAUGUUUUAUUUAAAUAUAAAGCUGAGGAAGUAACAAUGUAUAAGGAUAAUUUUGUAAAAGAUGUUAAACUAAUAGACUUUCAGCAAUUACGUUUUGACUCUCCCGCUUUGGAUUUAUCUUUCUUUAUGUAUUUUAAUACCGCUGAAGAGGAACGUUAUGCAAUUUGGGAAGAUUUAUUGAAAACCUAUCAUAACACCAUGUUUUCUACUCUCUCCACUACUUUAAAAGCUUCCCAGAAGUCGGUAGAGGAUAUUUCCAAGAUUUUACAGAACUAUACUUUUGCUAAAUUUCUUGCGCAUUUUGCCCGUUUUGCCUUUUAUGGUGUUGUUAUCUGUUUGCACUUUUUACACUGGAUGUUUUGCAGUCCCCAGGAAUGUACGCGUAUAUCGGAGUUAUGGACCACCGAUAUUCAUGGUGAAGAAUUUCGUAAAUUGUCUUUGGAAGCGGGGGGAGAUGAAGUGAAUAUGAAAUUUUUGUCAAUUCUCAGACAUGCCUGUGAAAUGGGUUAUAUGGAUGAUUUGUAAGCGAUUUAAAAACUUAACUUUUCUACAAAAUUAAGUUCGAAAAUUUCGAAAUUUGAUUUAAACUGCAGUUUAAGACAAAAAACAACUGUUUAUAAGAUAAUAAAACAUAUUCAAACUA